This is a messenger RNA of Strongylus vulgaris, 417 nucleotides long. The record is from the annotation of a GenBank genome assembly. NCBI's taxonomy places the organism in Eukaryota, Metazoa, Nematoda, Chromadorea, Rhabditida, Strongylidae.
GAGAAAAAAGAAAUUGAAGACAAAAAGGAGGACGUUUAUUCUCGUUACUACAUACCGAAGAAGUAUUCAAAACAUUCCGCCGAGUAUGGUACGCCAAAACCAGGAACUCUAACAGAAAUGAGGGCGAAGAAAGCAUCAAAACAUAUCGCAAGAGAAAUGCUUUACUUAUGUGAAGUCAUUCGGGAAAACGGCUAUGUUACAAGGAAAGGUCGAAGUGAGAUUACAUUCGGAAAAUUGUUUGCUGUCUAUCAGUAUAUCUCGGAUAAGGUUGUAGGUAUGCUGCUCCGCGCUCGCAAACAUCAUAUGGUGGCAUUCGAGGGUGAAAUGUUGUUUCAGCGACGGGAUGAAAAUGUGAUUAUAACAUUACUGCUAUCAGAUGAAGAAAUUAGAUGUGCUAUCGAUGCAAAUAAAAUUUGA